UUAUGACACUAAAUACUUCAUUUAUAUUUCCAGCCAACAUGAAAUCCAUGGCAUGCAUGCUGCUGCUGUGCAUGGCAGCAGCCAAGGUCUCUGGUUACCACAUAGUGUGUGUAUUUGCUAUACCGUCCCGUAGCCACAACCACCUCGGGAAGGGAGUUGUGGACUCUUUGCUGAAGGCCGGUCAUCAAGUGACGUGGAUCACUCCGUACCCGUUCGAAAAUAAAAAUAAAAAUUUGAAAUUGAUACCGGUGGCCACACAAGUCAUCGGUGAAUGUACGUAUCUUGUUGAAGGAUCAUAAAUAUUUACUUUAAUUUCAUCAUCAUCGUCAUAUUUUUUUUUAUACAACUUAGAAUGGCAAACAAGCUGACAGCCCACCUGAUGGAAAAUGGUAACCGUCGCCUAUACACA
Galleria mellonella (greater wax moth) is the source of this 409-nucleotide messenger RNA. RefSeq lists its product as uncharacterized. The record is from RefSeq and is a predicted model, not a curated record. The coding region runs from base 3 to 299 and encodes 98 amino acids. NCBI's taxonomy places the organism in Eukaryota, Metazoa, Arthropoda, Insecta, Lepidoptera, Pyralidae. The transcript has 2 exons.